This is a messenger RNA of Rhineura floridana, 3272 nucleotides long. It is a transcript of the gene AFG3L2, whose product is annotated as AFG3 like matrix AAA peptidase subunit 2. Gene Ontology annotation, cellular component: membrane; m-AAA complex. The record is from RefSeq and is a predicted model, not a curated record. Lineage: Eukaryota; Metazoa; Chordata; Lepidosauria; Squamata; Rhineuridae. Bases 143 to 2581 code for a protein of 812 amino acids. The transcript has 17 exons. Gene Ontology annotation, biological process: protein-containing complex assembly; mitochondrial protein processing. Gene Ontology annotation, molecular function: ATP binding; zinc ion binding; metalloendopeptidase activity.
GGAAAUCCUGCGCGCACGCGCGAGACGCGGUCAUGGCGGCGCCGUGAUGGCGUCACACGCGGCGCUGUGGGCGUGGUGAAUAUCUUGAGUGUGUGACUGAGAAGAACGGCGCUUUGGGGGCCCUGGGCCUGUUUUGGUGACUAUGGCUCAUCGCUGCCUAUGGCUGUCGCGGGGCUGUUGCCGCCUUUCCCGCAGUGGGAUCGCCGGAGCCCAGCAACUUCUUGGGGGGAGAGGCCUUGCAGCGCCUUCAUACUACCUGAGAUUGCUUCAUGGCCAUGUGGCUCCACAACUUCCUACGAACAGAAACAGUGUCCUUGUAAGUGUAAUUGCUGCUUACAGAAAGCUCUUCUCCCAGCCUCCAAAAGGAUUUGAAAAAUAUUUUCCUAAUGGAAAGAAACCUAAUGAAACAAAGGGCUCAGAAGGAGAAACUGAAGACGUAAAGCAAGCUGAUUCGCAGCGCCCUUCCAGAACUGGUAGUGGAGGAGGAGGAAGCAGCAGCAAUGGAGGAGAGAAAAAAGGUGGCAAGAAACAAAAUGCUAGCUGGUGGUCCAGAUUACAAAAGGGUGAGUUUCCCUGGGAUGACAAAGAAUUCCGUAUGUAUUUUAUGGGCUCUGCUGUUGUGUGGGCUGCUACUACAUAUGCCAUUUUCUUCAGGAAUUCUGGGAGAGAAAUCACAUGGAAGGACUUUGUCAACAACUACCUUUCCAAGGGAGUAGUGGACAAGCUAGUAGUGAUGAACAAGCGCUAUGUCAAAGUGGUCUUUACCCCAGGGAAGUCUCCUAUUGAUGUGGAAUAUGUUUGGUUUAAUAUUGGAAGUGUGGACACUUUUGAGCGGAACUUGGAAACUGCACAGCUUGAGAUGGGAAUAGAAGGAGAGAACAAGUUACCUGUAGUAUAUGCAACCGAGAGUGAUGGCUCAUUUCUUCUGAGUAUGUUUCCAACCGUCCUUAUAAUUGGCUUUUUGCUAUACACAUUAAGAAGAGGCCCUUCUGGAAUUGGCCGAACGGGACGGGGCAUGGGUGGACUCUUCAGUGUGGGUGAAACAACAGCCAAAGUCUUAAAGGAUGAGAUAGACGUGAAGUUUAAAGAUGUAGCUGGCUGUGAGGAGGCUAAAUUAGAGAUAAUGGAGUUCGUUAACUUUCUGAAGAAUCCCAAACAAUAUCAGGAUCUUGGAGCAAAGAUCCCAAAGGGAGCUAUUCUGACAGGACCGCCAGGCACAGGGAAAACUCUUCUAGCUAAAGCAACAGCUGGAGAGGCCAGCGUCCCUUUCAUUACGGUUAAUGGGUCUGAGUUCUUAGAGAUGUUCGUUGGUGUGGGCCCUGCUAGAGUUCGUGAUUUAUUUGUUCUGGCUCGUAAAAAUGCCCCUUGCAUUCUCUUCAUUGAUGAAAUAGAUGCAGUGGGAAGGAAGAGAGGACGGGGUAACUUUGGAGGGCAAAGUGAACAAGAAAAUACACUGAAUCAGCUACUAGUAGAAAUGGAUGGUUUUAAUACCACAACAAAUGUAGUUAUUUUGGCAGGAACUAACAGACCAGAUAUCCUAGACCCUGCACUUAUGAGGCCAGGACGUUUUGAUAGACAGAUCUUCAUUGGGCCACCAGAUAUAAAGGGAAGAGCAUCUAUUUUCAAAGUUCACCUUAGGCCCCUGAAGUUGGAUAGUAGUAUGAAUAAAGAUAAUUUAGCACGAAAACUUGCAGCACUUACUCCUGGAUUUUCAGGUGCAGACAUAGCUAAUGUAUGCAAUGAAGCUGCCUUAAUUGCUGCACGACAUCUUUCAGAUGCCAUAAACCAAAAGCAUUUUGAGCAAGCAAUUGAACGGGUGAUAGGAGGGUUGGAAAAGAAGACACAAGUAUUGCAACCAGAGGAGAAAAAGACAGUAGCAUAUCAUGAAGCUGGCCACGCAGUUGCUGGAUGGUUUCUGGAACAUGCUGAUCCACUUCUGAAGGUAUCUAUUAUUCCUCGUGGUAAAGGAUUGGGUUAUGCUCAGUAUUUGCCAAAAGAGCAGUAUCUAUAUACUAAAGAGCAGCUGCUUGAUAGAAUGUGCAUGACUCUGGGCGGCCGAGUGUCAGAACAAAUCUUCUUUGGAAGAAUUACAACAGGAGCCCAAGAUGAUCUCAGGAAAGUUACUCAGAGUGCAUAUGCUCAGAUUGUUCAGUUUGGAAUGAAUGAAAAAGUUGGGCAAAUUUCAUUUGACCUUCCUCGCCAAGGAGACAUGGUAUUAGAAAAACCAUACAGUGAGGCAACUGCAAGAUUGAUAGAUGAAGAGGUCCGAGUGCUUAUUAAUACAGCUUACGAGCGAACACUAUCUCUCCUAACUGAGAAGAAGGAGGAGGUGGAAAAGGUUGCUUUAAGACUCCUAGAGAAGGAGGUUUUGGAUAAGAGUGAUAUGAUUGAAAUGCUUGGCCCCAGACCAUUUGCUGAAAAAUCUACCUACGAAGAAUUUGUCGAAGGCACAGGCAGCUUAGAUGAAGACACUUCACUUCCAGAAGGCCUUAAAGAUUGGAACAAAGAUCCCGAGAAGAACAAAGAGGAGACAACAGAUGAGCAGAUUGCCAGACAGAUUACAGGAGACAAGCCUUUUUAGUGUGGAAAUAUGACAUUGUAUAAACUGGCACAGAGUUUGUGUUGCACGCUGAAAGAAAAUGGGGAAACAUUUCAGAGUCUAGUCUUCAAGAAUCCCGUGCUAGAAGUCAGCAGGCCUGCAGCUGUGGUGGAGCCAGGGAGGGGUUUGUUGUUUUUAUAGAGGAGUACUGAGAUUCUAUUAGAUGCUGCUUCCUAAAACCCCUGACAGAAAACCUGAGAUCUUGCAGUUUAUGGAUCUAUACUGAGCCUCCUUCUGGCUUUUUCAACUUUUUAGAUCCAUAUCUGAGUAGUGCAACUCUCACCCAUUACCAAAUGUAUUUAAGAUGACCUGCAUUAGCAUUCUGUCAGGGAUAACUGGGAAGAACCUGUCUGUCUUUAAGUCACCUCAAUCAAAUGCAAGUUGUUAGUGCCAGCAGUGCAUUUCUUGCAUGUUUACCAGGAGUAAAGAUAAUUUAUGACAACACUUCUGUUGUGCAGAAACAUCUGCUUGUCAUCCACCUAUUUAAAUUUAUUCCUCUGCCUUGCCGUUUGUAAAACAAAACUGUAUAGGUCUCAGUCGUGGAACUGGAAACCUGCUAAAGAGCUUUUCCAUUUGAGUUUUGGGUCAGUGGCUACAAUAAUGUGUAAAAUCAAAACUAUAUUAUUGCUGCUUUAAUAAAGUUUUUUUCUACAGGCAGUUGUAAAAUAUUGAA